This is a messenger RNA of Carica papaya (papaya), 903 nucleotides long. Its product is annotated as hevamine-A-like. The record is from RefSeq and is a predicted model, not a curated record. Lineage: Eukaryota; Viridiplantae; Streptophyta; Magnoliopsida; Brassicales; Caricaceae. Gene Ontology annotation, cellular component: extracellular region. Gene Ontology annotation, molecular function: chitinase activity. Gene Ontology annotation, biological process: carbohydrate metabolic process.
AUGGCAUUGCAGACAAUCAUCUCGGCCUCCAUUUUCGCAGCUCUAGCGACGCUGCUAAUCCUCGCAAAAGGUUCCCACGCCGGCGGAAUCGCCAUCUACUGGGGCCAAAACGGCAACGAAGGAACUUUGGCAGAGACUUGUGCCACCGGAAAUUACCAGUACGUCAACCUAGCUUUUCUCGCCACCUUUGGUAAUGGUCAGAAACCCAUGAUCAACCUCGCCGGCCACUGUGAUCCUUACUCCAAUGGCUGCACCAAGCUCAGCUCUGAAAUCGAGUCGUGCCAGAAACAAGGCGUUAAGGUCUUGCUUUCCCUCGGAGGUGCUGCCGGCAGCUACUCCCUCUCCUCGCCGGAAGACGCGAGGGACGUUGCAAACUAUAUCUGGAACAAUUUCUUGGGUGGAAAAUCAUCUUCCCGGCCGCUCGGUGCGGCGGUUCUCGACGGGAUCGACUUCGAUAUCGAAGGCGGAACUGGAGAGUACUUCGACGAUUUAGCCAAAUAUCUUUCGAGAUUCAGCAAGAGGGGGAAGAAAGUUUAUCUGGGUGCAGCUCCUCAGUGUCCGUUCCCCGAUGCUUGGAUCGGAAAAGCUCUGAAAACCGGCGUGUUUGAUUAUGUCUGGGUGCAGUUUUAUAAUAAUCCUCCGUGUCAGUACACGUCUGGCGGUGAUGAGAAUUUGAAGAAGUCAUGGGAACAAUGGGUGGCUGAUAUUCCGGCUGAUAAGAUUCUGUUGGGACUUCCGGCGUCUCCUGAAGCCGCCGGCAGUGGGUUCAUCCCCGUCGAUGAUCUUGUUUCGGAAGUUCUUCCGGCGAUCAAGAAUUCUGGGAAAUACGGUGGGGUUAUGUUGUGGUCCAAGUAUUAUGAUGAUCAAAGUGGGUAUAGUUCUAAGAUCAAGAGCCAUGUUUAG